GCUACAAAGCUCCACACUUGUUCGUGAUGUGGUGGGUGGGUUUGUUUCAAAGACCACAUUACCGCAACACGACUCACGAAUCAUCAGCCCAGAUAGUAUUAGUCAAUGAUCAUUACUCAAGGACAAGCAAGAAUAAUACUCGCGUAAGCUUUGACAAUGGACCUUUCCAGCUGUCUCGCUCUGUGGAUAUCGACUCUUUUAGCUAGCUCUUCAGGUGCUCUCUCACAUGUGCUGCCGGAUAUUGCCGAUCCGGAAUUUAUCCGCAGGUGCGUGCAGGCACACAACGUAUAUCGCUCGCGUGCGAAUCCACCUGCGGCCAACAUGCGUUUGAUGUCUUGGGAUGAUUCUUUGGCCAGAGGUGCGCGGUCAUGGGCAAGACACUGUAAGGCUUCCCAUAAUCCCGUGCUGCAGCAGGUGGGCAGGUCUCACCCUGAGUUCCGACGGGUUGGGGAGAACAUCUGGCUGGGGGCUCCAUACUCUGCCUUUACUGUGGAGUCAGCUAUUCAUACCUGGAAUAAAGAGGGUGCAGAUUACACUCACCAAAACCAGAGCUGUGCCCGUAUAUGUGGCCACUAUACACAGCUCAUGUGGGCAACAAGCUAUAAGAUAGGCUGUGCUGUCCAUGUUUGUUCUAGAGGAAUUGACAACUUCUCCACUAAUCCAGAGUCCACUAUUUUUGUAUGUGACUAUGGUGAUGCGGGAAAUGUAUUUGGCUUUCCUCCAUACAUAGUGGGACUGGCUUGCAGCAGUUGUGGUGCAGAGAAAUGCAAAGAUAAGCUUUGCAGAUACGAUUGGACGCCUGGGUGGGAUUUUGUUCCCUCCUCAGCCCACAGACUCUCCCAUUGGCUGAAUAACCCAGUGCUGCGGAUAUCAUUUGGAAUGUGCUUGCUUCUCUUCUAUGCAACACACUAAAGUCACCCAGUAAACUUAAUACCAAGUUGUUUAAGCCUUUAUAACCUUUAGAACUCCUCACCAACUCAUAACUCUAGCAGGGUCGUGUUAUGAAGGCCUAGCAUUUUGUUGAGUCAUAUGUGUGGCAUCCCCCUGCUGUGUAGGACUGAUGCUGCCCCACAUUGUCACUCCCACUAAACAGUUUAAAUGUAUUCUAUGUCCUUUUUUGUGUAACUCACUUUUCAGUAUGUGUUCAAUCAUACAUCAUAUAUAAAAUCCAUAUUAAUAAACUUUUCACCCUUCAUAAUCACAUAUUUAAAAA
Molecule: messenger RNA, 1213 nt
Organism: Electrophorus electricus (electric eel)
Lineage: Eukaryota; Metazoa; Chordata; Actinopteri; Gymnotiformes; Gymnotidae
Gene: glipr1b
Product: GLI pathogenesis-related 1b
Cellular component (GO): extracellular region
Source: RefSeq, a predicted model, not a curated record